AGUGACCAAUCAGAGGGCAAGAAGAGCUUCUACCUGAGCAGGUAUCACCCGUGUGAGGCUCUCUAAAGCUGCUCUGCGUCUGCAUGCGGUCUAUCGGAGCCAUCUCACCCGAAAACCCCUCUGAACACAGAAAAGCGGGAUAAAACACAGCGGUUAUGGAGGCUAGAGGUGUUCUAGUUGUGUGUUUCAUCUGCCUGUGCGCGUUCAUCGGCGCGCGUGGCGACAAAAAGGACGUUUUCGCGAAAGUUGUGGAUUUGGUGGCUCCAGGUGAAGAGUUCCUCACAGAAGAUGCUCUCCUGUCGGUGUUCGAAGGGCUGGAGAACCGUGUGCAGUGCUCCGGUGUGUCGUGUGGAAAGUGUCUUUCAGUGGAUCAUCUCUCGCAGCUGCUGGGGAACUUCAGCAGCUCUCAGGGGCUCCAGAUGGAGGAUUUCUUCAGCGUGGCCCCCGCGUGCUGUCUGUUCCUCAGCGCUCCUCUGGAGACCUGCAGGGCCGUACGGGAGGGCCGCUGGGGCCAAGAAACACAUCGCUUCAUCGAAACCAUCUACGGCCACGAGCAUGACCUCAACCAUACCGGCGAUCAUCCUCCUCACGGAGACGGCGGGGAGCAUGAGGGCUUGGAGGAGAUGUUUCUCCAGAUGGAGAAAUACUAUCAGCCCCACACACAUGAGCCCUGUCUCACGCUGAAGGACAUCUUGGACGAGAGCGGUCAUCAGGAGCUGGACGCCGUGAUGGGGAACGUCCUCUAUCACGCUCUGCGUGGAGACUGCAUGAAAACACAGCACCUCCCCGAGCAGCAGUACUUCCUGGAUUACAUCUUCGGCCGCUUCGGCUCGGAUGAUCUCACGCUUCGGGAUUUUGAAGGGCUUCUAAAGGCUUUAAGCCUGGGUGGAGAGGAACACGGGCAUGAAGAUCAUGAGGAUGAGGAGCACCAGCACAGACGGAGUCGUCCGGAGCCAACGCCUCGCACCAACAGCAGCUGGGACACGGCCUGUUUCAGCGCCGAGGACCUGUUGAGGAUUCACCGGCUGAACUCCUCAUCGCUGACCAGGGAUCAGCUGACGCAGAUCAGCCCCGCUCUGAUUCAGCAGGUCCUCAGCGGAGGCUGUUCUGAGAUCAGUCCUGAACCCCUCAGCCCGGAUUCCCUCACCACAGCUGAGAGAUAUGGAUACGCCACGCUGGCCAACCUCAUCAUCUGUCUGAUGGCCAUGUUUGGGAUCGUGGUGCUGCUGUUCUCGGCGUGCACGCGAGUGUUCGAGCUCUGCAUCCAGUUCUGCAUCAGUCUGGCCGUGGGCUCUCUGACGGGAGACGCUCUUCUGCAUCUGCUGCCCGCGUUCUUAGGCCUCCACGUCCACGAGGACGGACUCGAUCACGAUCACGCCGGGGACAGCUUCGACCACGUCUACAAGCUGCUGGUGCUUCUUGCGGGCAUCUACUUCUUCUUCCUGAUGGAGAGCGUCUUCUCCAUCGUCACUCGCAGAGGACACCGCCACAGUCACGAUGAAGAGGAGUCUGACGUUCAUCACUGUGAUCACGGCAAAGUCCUGCAGAUGUUCCAGCGAGAGAAACAAAGCAAGCACUCCAACUCACAGGCCGAUCUGGUGGAUGCCGAAAAAACUGAGAAGUUCUUCCUGGAACCUGCUGGCCUCAAAAGAGAGCAGCGUUUGCUUCCCUAUAUGAUCACCAUUGGAGACGGCAUCCAUAACUUUGCAGACGGUCUGGCGCUCGGAGCGGCGUUCUCCAUCUCGUGGCGCUCCGGUCUGGCCACGUCUCUGGCCGUGCUCUGCCACGAGCUGCCGCAUGAGUUAGGUGACUUUGCGAUCCUGUUGCACUGUGGUCUGUCGGUCAAGCAAGCUCUGCUGCUGAACGUGGGCAGCUCUCUCACCUCUUUCGUCGGUCUGUACAUCGCUCUGUCCAUCUCAGCAGAGACCGUCGCAAAGGAGUGGAUUUCAGCCGUCACCGCCGGGCUCUUUCUGUACGUCGGUCUGGCAGACAUGCUUCCUUCCCUGGUUCACGUGGACACUAAAAGACCUUGGCUGGUAUUUUUCCUGCAGAAUCUGGGACUUUUAAGCGGUUGGGGCAUUUUGCUGCUCUUGUCCUUUUAUGAAGACCAAAUAGGGCUGUGAAUAGGGAGCGUUUGUUUUUAUUUGUGCCUUUUUCCUAUAUCUGUGCAAUCAGUGCAGCCCUGUGCGUUUUCACGUGAAAUAUCUCUAGUGUUUUUAAAUUACACUCGGAUGGAAAAGUCUGCCGAUUAGAAAUCAACUUUGUGCACCUUAAAGCAAAGAAAACUUUUGCACAUUUUCUAGAUUCAUUCAAGGCAAGAAUCAAUAAUUGAUGACAUGUAAGGCUUUUAGUAGCUACUGUCUUUUGAAUUUUUAAUAUUAUAUUUUAUUAGUAAAUGCCUAAAAGAUAUGUCUGUACUGUAUUUUUGAAGUAAUAUAUUUUUAAAGAUAUCAGCUCAAAAUAUAACAAUGCAUAUGUUACACUUGAUAGGAGGUAGCGAUUAAAUUCUGCUUUUUUCAUAAGAAUUUCCAUUUUUUGGAUGAACUAUGCCUUUAAGAGCUUCUGAUGUGUUUUAUAGAAAUAAAAUCUGUAAAUAAAUGCAAA
Puntigrus tetrazona (Sumatra barb) is the source of this 2604-nucleotide messenger RNA. RefSeq names its product solute carrier family 39 member 4 (gene slc39a4). NCBI's taxonomy places the organism in Eukaryota, Metazoa, Chordata, Actinopteri, Cypriniformes, Cyprinidae. Gene Ontology annotation, biological process: intracellular zinc ion homeostasis; zinc ion import across plasma membrane. Gene Ontology annotation, molecular function: zinc ion transmembrane transporter activity. Gene Ontology annotation, cellular component: membrane. The transcript has 12 exons. The record is from RefSeq and is a predicted model, not a curated record. Bases 156 to 2123 code for a protein of 655 amino acids.